UCUCACGAUAAGGUGUGUAACUCAAUCAGAUGUGACCAGGGAAGCUGUUAACAACAUAUAUAGAUGUCAUUUAAACUGUUCAUUUGCAUGGAAGUUAACAGUUUAUUUACGAUCCUGAAAAGUGAUCACGUUUUUCUAUUAAAGAGAGAAAUAAAUCUUUCAUAGGAUCAAGUCUCCGUGUUUUUAAGUCUUAUAGGAAUAAAAAGUUGUCAUAUAUUAUCAGCAUUGCAAUCAGCUUAAGUUUUUUCAUAAUAAUUCUGUGGCAGUCACUGGAAGAGUUGGGAGAUACAUUAACGAAUCGUUUUUCUAACAACUGCUCUUCUAUAUGCCAGGAUUUCUAACGAUGAUCAGCUGUUUUCUUUUUUUAUUACACGAUUUUUGGCACUAGAAUUCGAAAAAUGUUAAUUUCAAAAUUUAGAAGAAAGUCCAAAGACAUUUUCAAUAGUACAUCACUUUUAAGAGAAAUUAUGUGCAGUGUUAUUACAUUUUCAAUCUUUAUAUAACAUUACUGAAGUAUUUCAGUGGGUAUUAUUAGAUUGUUGUUUAGUAGCUACAUGAUUGUACAUUUGUUGGAUUGCGUUAGGAUUUGGGACAGUUAGGAUUAACACUAAUUGAAAAGGAAACACAAGAUGUUUUGGAGGCUGCAUGCAUUUUAUGUUGUUUGGCUUUGGGUCGCUGAACUAUCUGCUGAGUCGACUUUAAGCAAUGUCGCGACUGCAGCUUCAGCAGUAGUCAAUGAAAACGUACAUGAUGACAUCACACGUGGUGCUGCCUGGAGGACUCAGUUCAUUGACAACAAGAAUGGAUCAGUGUCAUCCUCCAGAAUUGAUGUGCAGUCUAGAUCUGAGUCUCAGUUACUUUGUAGACCACAGGAUCUCUCGUCUAUCAUUCAGCCACACCCUGUUACCUUGUUAAGAAUCUCAACUUUAGCUAUUCAAGCCUUGAGCCCUGACACCCCUUUCCAGUUCAACGUGGACUCAACUAUUUACAAACUUUUAAUCAAUGUACAAGAGAACGAUCCCCUGCCUCCUAAACUAAUGGAUCCUUCCGGUAUGUUUGUCAGUUCGAGACACACAAGAUCUUUGUCAACGGAAGUCAACAUUGACCAAAGAAAGCGCACAAUCAAUGUUCAGACUUCACUAGCACCUCAAGUCCACUCGUCGCGAUUGUCAACAGGUCGCACUUUAAGUCGACUUCAAAACACUGCCGACAAGAGCAACGUCACAUCAGGGCGUUUCUAUUCGAAAAACAUUUAUUCAAAUUUUCAGCACCACAAAUUCAGGACGAAAGACCCAUAUAAUCUUGUUUCGAAUCGGAUUAAUUACCCUGCGCACUCUCAUUCAAAGUACUCCCAGAAUUCAUCAAUACGAAAGCUUAGAGCAGCAGCUAUGUAUCAGCUGAACCCUGGACUUCGUCAGUGGCAGAUUGACAUGCCAGAUGCAGGAACAUGGACACUGAAUGGUAUAAUACAAAAUGCUAAGAACAUUACAGUCCUUGGAUUCACUGAACUCGAUUUUGUGUUUGAGUUUCUAGAUUACCACAUGCAGAAAUUGGAGCUUCCACCUAUUGCUCAUGACCCUUAUAUAGUGACUAUUCACAUGACGUCACUUAUCUGCUUGUUCAACAUAACCAGAGUGGACCUGUACGAUGACCUCGGCAAGGUCUUGCUCAGCUCCCCCAUGAUUGACCCGAACCUGCAAAGGACACAACAGUCGAACGAGCACGCAGACGCUGUCAGCGUCCAAGCAAUGUUCUUUACACCCGCGCAGCCAUUUUAUCUAUGUUUACGUGGAUACGACGCACGAGGAAUUCCGUUUCAACGCCUGAGCUCAGUAAGAGUGGUUCCCAGACUCUUUGCCAUGUCAGUUCCAGACAAUUUCACAAAAGGUCUACCUUUCUCCCCCACGAAGAACGACACAUUCAAACUGUGGAUCAGAAACGAAGAUCAAGAUGCUUCUAUUAAAAUUACCGUUCAGUUCGAUAAUGAGUUCGUUACAGGCAAGGUUCGUCCAACGAUUCUCAAAUGGAUGAAAAGUUUUCACUCUCCCAUGUUUCAAAAUACGGAGGUGACAGUGGUGGUCAGUCCUGAAUUGAAGUAUCCCACAACAGUAUCUGUGAACUUGACUGCCACAAGAACUUUGGACGGACUGACAGAAACUUUACUGGAAACUAUCUCGGUGGUGCCAGAGAUCUACGCAUUGGACCAUACGGCGCCGUUCUGCAGGGUGUUGUCUUCUCGGGGAGGCUGCAGGCCUGACAUUGCCUGCCAUCUGCAACAAUGGGGAGUCGAUGUGUUGGUUGCAGACAACGCCACGGGGGUGUCAUCUGCAGAGUUCGUCAAUGCUCCAACCGGAUCCAUAACAGAUGUGCUGGUUUCAUAUUCCAGCGACAAUGAGACCGCAGUGGCCAAAUACAGAUUCACCUGCUGCAACACUCAGGCUACUCUUGAGGUCAAGGACAGAGCCAAGAAUGCGGAUCGGUGCACCUUUCAAGCCCUGAGACUGCCCUCCCAGGAAGUAAGCAUUUCCCUGAGCAGCACCCUUACUCCGACAAAGUGGGAGACGCCUCUUUCAAGCGAAGCAUACACCUCUACGGUCGCAAAACUUAGCUCCAUCAAAACCAGCGCUAGGAGAACCAGCCCUUCCAAUUUGGUGCGGAAGCGCAUCGAGAGUUGGGAUGACGAGAAGUACGCCACCCUGAAGUUGGACGCCAUUAUAAUCGGGGCUGUUGCAGGAGUGGCAUUCCUAGCGAUCAUGGUCAUCUGUUUCGCGUAUAGGUGCGCUCAUCGAAAGGUGGCCGCCAGAUCACAGAGCGAGUCCAGUGACAUAACCAUGCGAAACAGCUGGGAGACAGGUUCCGACAACGGUUCCGGUGCUGGAAGCAUCAGGAUUACAUCCUAUCACAGAAGUGAGAGCGAGGAGAUUGAAUUGGGCAUGAGAGGAUCUGACAUUCUUUCCACAAAGAGGCAUUCCUCUGGGGAUGGUGCUCAAAGUACGUCUACAUGCGAUCUUCACCACAACUUCAAACAAGAAAUGACAUCAUCGGAAACUUCUGCUAUGCCGCGGCAUGUAAACGAGGACGCCGGUAGUUUGGACUUCCAGUGCGUCGCUGGCAACGGCGAAGACACCAAAAACGAACUUGCAAGAGAAGAGAGCAGCAUGCGAGCCGAGAAAGCCGGAGAAACCUAUCGCGCAAUGAUGGACAUCCAGCAGCGGUUGACAGACAUGAAUAUUAGGAUGAUGAGAUUAGCUGAGGGCUCAGAUUCCGAAAAUCUGCUGGAAAACGCGACUAUGCCCCAAACGGCUGGCUUUAAUCGCUCUUGCGUCGACGCACCGCCAGGUUCCCCCUCCUCUCGGGAGAGUAGAAAGGGCGCCACUUCUCGCCCUGACUUCCCUCCGUGCAGACGUAAUGAAAUAAACAUAGACCCGAAAACUUUUCCGGUUAAAAACCAGGACUUUGGUCAAUCGAUUCGUCGCGACGCAAUCACAUUACAUGACCGCGAUAAAAAUAGACUUGGUGCUCAUUCUAUAGUGGACCGAAGUGUGACUUCGUUGAAAAGUCUGGGAAGUAGCACAGACUCAAGAAAACUGAACGGACCCUUAAGCUCACAAAACAAUGGGUCGAAAUCUAUAGUUCGAUUUCAGGUUCCUUUUGUCCCCGAAACCAAUGUAAACACGAACUCCACCCACGCCUAUAGACCAGAAAAAUACCUAACUCUUCCGUCGGUUCGAAUCUCGGAGUUAAAGCGGAAUAAUUUAACUCCUGAACUCAGACGCCAUGUUUUAGAGCUAAAUUUCAACGCCGAUGCCAGGAGACGCUCCGCACCGGAAGCACUGUCAGUGAAGAACAGAGCGCAGGACAAGACUUCCUCGAGUAAUCUCCUAAUCGAUAUCUCGGAUCAGAUCGCCUGCUCCCGAAACGGGAGGCCACUCAGCACAACCAGAAUGGAAGACAUCGUUAGAAGAAAUGGAGCGUUUAAUUCCCCUGUUUUACCGGCGGCCAAGAGUGGCAGUCCGAGCGUUGACCCGUCAAACCACAUGCGCGCGGGAUCAUCUGAGGUGAGCCAACUGGAGUUGCAGUAUGACCUCAGACAUGUGCGCAAUAAACUGUGUCAGUUUCAGGUCAUGAUAGACCGAGAGCUGGAGGAAAAAAGCCGUUUACGGCUGACCAGCGACCUGUCCACAAGCAGCAGUGAGGAGGACAAUGAUGAAAGUGGAUAAAAACUUUUAGGGAGUGACCAGAAACUAACAAAACAAAAAAUGUCUAAAAUUUCUUAACAUUUGGUGGUCAUGUGAGUGCUUGACUUCAAGAUGGAAAAUACAGAACAAGUAACACUACCGUUACUAGAGAUUUUUGUUAAGAUUUUUAUGAUUGCUUUCUGCGUUAGAGGACCGUGGAUGGUGUCCCUGGUCAUCUAUUCUAGUCAAAACUUCAUGGAACCUGGAACAGUUUGAAGCUGUACGGACGCUGAUCACAAAAAUGGCUCUAACGAUUUUCCUGGAAAUUUAACCGUUGAUGUAUAUCGCUGAGAAAAGAAUUACUAGCUCGUUGGCAACAUGGCGAAAACUCUUGUUGGACCUUUAUCAUUUUCCCAAGUAAAAAAUAAAUAAAUGUAAAUUUGGCUUAAGAACUAGACUUAGAUCUAGGGCCAACAUCGGUUUUGAAAGGAGAAUCGCGUUCUUGAAAGGAUAAUGGCGUUCGUAAAUUUCCAAAUGUUAGGAAUUAUUGAUUCAUUAGUUUAAUAAAUUAAUGUUAAUUGUUCAGGAAAAAAUUUCGCAUCGUCUUCUAAGUAUAGAUUUAAAGGUAUAGAUCUACAUCAUUCGAGUUAUUCAAUAAAAGUUAUUUAUUAAAUUUAAA
Molecule: messenger RNA, 4857 nt
Organism: Biomphalaria glabrata
Lineage: Eukaryota; Metazoa; Mollusca; Gastropoda; Planorbidae
Exons: 13
Coding region: 630-4220 (1196 amino acids)
Source: RefSeq, a predicted model, not a curated record